This is a messenger RNA of Nicotiana attenuata, 1339 nucleotides long. RefSeq lists its product as uncharacterized. The coding region runs from base 228 to 665 and encodes 145 amino acids. The transcript is spliced from 2 exons. NCBI's taxonomy places the organism in Eukaryota, Viridiplantae, Streptophyta, Magnoliopsida, Solanales, Solanaceae. The record is from RefSeq and is a predicted model, not a curated record.
CCUGGUACCUUUUUCUUUCCAUUUCUGUAUUUUCUCGUUCUAAUCCAAUUUCUUUACGCUAAUAAUACCCUAAUUUGAUGGGUGUUCUAUCAUGAUAUAUAUAUAUAUUUAGUAAUAUCAGACAUAUAUAUUUGUUCAUGGACAUGGUCAUAAAGAUCUCUUAAGUGUUUCGAUCUAUUCUUCUUGUCGUGUUUGUUGCUUCAGGCUUUGCACGUGACAACCAAAAAAUGAAUAGGUGCGGAGACAUCUCUGCCUUUGAUGGAGUUGUUUGCCCUAAGCCUCGCCGGCGUGGGUUCUUCAAUUUUUCCUAUGUUCCCGCCGACGAACCCAGCAGAGGAACUGAGCUUCUGGAUAUAAUUCUCACCAAGGGGAGCUAUGAUGUGGAGAAUACCAAUUUUGAGCUAGCUUCAUCUCCGCCAUUCGUUUUUGGGUCUCCGCCCACCAGGGCUUCAAAUCCCCUGAUUCAGGAUGCUCAAUUCAGCAACAAUAACAACAAUUUUGUUCCUAUACUAGCAAUUCCAGAAGGAGCAGCUGCACCUUCACCACCAUCCUCCUUUACCUCCACCUCCACUCGUGGCCGCGUUCUGGUGAAGUACGGGAACAAGCAAGCUGCUGUGAGGAUUGAAGGCUUCAAUUGCUGCAGCAGCAUCUCUGCUGUUGCUUAGGUAAAUUCUGUCGCAGAGAUGAUGAGAAAACAACCACAACAAAGCAAACGACGUAAAAAUGUGAGAUUUUUGGGGAAAGGUGAAAAACCAAACCAAUUUCGUUUUGGCCUUGUAUAUAUAGAGUGAAAGAAAAUGAGUUAUAUUUUCCAGUCAUUCAAAUCCUGUUUGUGAAUAUGUUUAUUAGGUGAUGAAUGAGUGUUCAUUUGAUACCGGAAAAAUAAGUAGUAAAUUGAGUAACCCAAAGAGGAGAGAUAGGCCAAUUGAUUGUCCUCUUUCCUUUGGGAUUUAUUAGGGUUCUUUUUUAGAAUUAGGCCAAGUUAUGUGUUGGGAAUGUAAUGUAGUGUGAGAGUCUCAAAGGAGAGACUUAAUCUUUGUGACUUAAAAAGUUUGUCACUCUAUCCUAAUUGUAAUCCGAAGGAGAGCAGAAGAUAGUCUUGUUAGACAAAUUUUAUUCAUAUUGUGUUUAUACUACGGCUAGUGGUAAUUUCUUUUUCAGUAGUGCUACUGAUUUCUUUAUACUUCUGCUGUAUGAUAGUAGCUAGGAAGCACGUGCAAUGAGCUUCUUUUUUCAAGCUUUGAUAUCAACAAUGUAAUUGUAGUAUUGUUUUACAUAUAGCUUUAUGGAAAGUCCAUUUAAUGGCGUUAUUAUCGCCAUUACUAUGUGAUUCUGCUGA